Messenger RNA from Haliotis rufescens (red abalone), 2265 nucleotides. Its product is annotated as chitotriosidase-1-like. Gene Ontology annotation, cellular component: extracellular region. The record is from RefSeq and is a predicted model, not a curated record. Gene Ontology annotation, molecular function: chitin binding; chitinase activity. Bases 118 to 1716 code for a protein of 532 amino acids. Gene Ontology annotation, biological process: carbohydrate metabolic process; chitin catabolic process. NCBI's taxonomy places the organism in Eukaryota, Metazoa, Mollusca, Gastropoda, Lepetellida, Haliotidae. The transcript has 11 exons.
UCUCUUGAUGACCAUGGGUACAAUGUGUGAGGCCCAUUUCUGGUGUCCCCCGCUGUGAUAUUGCUGGACUAUUGCUAAAAGCGGCUUAAAAUCAUACUCACUCACUCAAUUUUGUUUAUGGAGUUAAUUUUUGUUGUAUUCUGUUAUCAGCAGCAAUGGCCGAGCGUUCGAGAUAAUAUUCCAUGUUGUAUCACAGACAUGUUUGUCACCUGCCGGGUUCCAGGACCAUUCCAACGGCUGACAGCCCACACCAACAAUAGACGACGCCCAGAGAUGAUACGAUUACUUUGCCUUCUUCUCCUUCAAGUGAUUGUCAUUUCAACUGAGCAGCCCGACCAUAAAAGGUUCUGCUAUGUGAGCGGCUGGGCACGUUACCGUCACAACCCUGCGACGUUCAACCCGGAGGACAUCGACCCAGACCUGUGCACCCAUCUUAGCUUCGCCUUUGCUACACUAGACGACAGUGGGACCCAGCUGAGGGGAAGGGACAAGCGGGAUGACCCAGGAAUAUAUCACCGCUUCAAUGCCUUAAAGUCUAAAAAUCCCACCUUGAAGACGCUUCUCUCACUGGGCGGAUAUGGGAUGGGGUCAAAGCUCUUCAGCAUUCUUGUCGCAAACGACAGCAACAUCGAAACUUUCGCCAACAACUCUAUCACGUUCCUGAGGCAGCGUGGUUUUGACGGCCUUGACAUUGACUGGGAGUAUCCAGGCGACAAGGGCAGCCCACCCAGUGACAAGCACAGGUUCACGAAGCUAGUGCAGGUUGUGUAUUCGGCUUUUCACCAUGAGGCCAGCCAGACAGGCAACCCUCGACUUCUUUUGACUGCGGCCCUGGCACCGUCGCCUCACAGAGUUGGGAAGUCCUACGAAGCCCUUGAGCUGGCCAGUUCCCUGGACCUCAUCAACCUGAUGACCUAUGCCCUACAUGGACUGUGGAACAAGCCGUUAGUAACCGGUCACCACGCAGCCCUGUACGGCACCACGACUGACCCAAGCUUAAACAUUGACGCUUUGGUGAAUUACUGGGCCAAUAUGGGAAUACCAAAACACAAGAUUCUUAUCGGCGUGCCAUUCUAUGGAAGAACCUUCUCUCUGAAUGAUACCACUGUGCAUGGAGUAGGGGCACCUGCAUAUGGCUCGGGGACUGCUGGGAAUCUAACACACAGUCAAGGAACCCUGGCCUACUACGAGAUAUGCCAGCUUUUGAAUACUGGCGCCACCAGCUACAUCAGCAGCAACCAGUCCGUGCCCUACAUGGUACACGGGGAGACAUGGGUCGGAUACGAUGACGAGAAGAGUCUUCAGAAGAAGGUUAAGUACGUAAUAAACAAUGGUUAUGGUGGCAUCAUGGUCUGGGCCCUGGAUCUGGACGACUUCGGAGGUAUCUGUGGCAAGACCUACCCGCUCAUUCAUGCCAUCAAAGAUGCAUUCAGCAUCAUUGUGGGCAAAAGACAACUGACAGACUACAACACAGUGAUUCCCCAGGGUAAUGCUGUAUCUCCCACUCAGAACUUCAAUGAAGGCUCUUCUGGAAACUUUGUGUCCAACUUCUGUGCUGACAAGACAGAUGGACUUUACCCCGACGCCUCCUCCUGUCAAUACUAUUACACCUGUACAUUCGGCCAGACCAUCAGAGAGCCGUGUCCCUAUGGUACCGUGUUCCACAGUGCCAUACAUGUCUGUGACUUCCCACACCCUGAUGGCGGAUGCAACUAGUCAGUGUCAGUGUCAGAGCUAUGGCAGUGUCACACCUGUCUUCAGAAAUAUAUUUUCCUUCUGCUGGGGUUGAUCCUUGAUUUUAAGUUUUAAGGUGAAUAAUGUUUUUGGCUGUAAAUUAAAAUCAAAGUCCUACACUUGGAUAGUCAUACAUGUCUGUGACUGCCCACGGAGCGAUAGCUGAUGUAGCUAGAGACCUGUGAAGAUCCGGGAUAGAAUAUGUCUUCAGCAACCCAUGCUUGCAGUAAAAAGCUACUCAAUUGUUGCAAGAGGUAACUAACAGGAUCGAAUGGUAGGGCUUGCUGACUUGGUUGGUGUAUGUCAUCGUAUCCCAAUUGCAUAGAUUGAUGCUCAUGAUGUCAAUCACUGGACUGUCUGGGCCAGACUCGAUUAUUUACAGACUGCCGUCAAAUAGCUGGAAUAUUGCAGAGUGUGACGUUAAACAACAAGAACAACAACAAAAUGCAGCCAGAUGCAGUGAGGGGCAAAUAAAGACUGUCACAGAGUUCUUACACAUCAUUUUGAAACCAGGCAGGGUGACAUCAUAAU